Poecilia reticulata (guppy) is the source of this 851-nucleotide messenger RNA. RefSeq names its product NADH:ubiquinone oxidoreductase subunit AB1b (gene ndufab1b). Gene Ontology annotation, molecular function: acyl binding; acyl carrier activity. Gene Ontology annotation, biological process: fatty acid biosynthetic process. Gene Ontology annotation, cellular component: mitochondrion; respiratory chain complex I. The record is from RefSeq and is a predicted model, not a curated record. NCBI's taxonomy places the organism in Eukaryota, Metazoa, Chordata, Actinopteri, Cyprinodontiformes, Poeciliidae.
CUGGAGUCUUCCAACUUGCCUCCGAUUCAGCAGGUUCUCCUACAACAUGGCGGCCCGUGUCCUGCAACAGUGUGUCCGCUCGCUUGGCCGGCCCUCAUUGAGGCUUUGCCCAGUCAACCUCGCGCUCAGAGCGGCUGUCGCCCCGGCAGUCACCGUCCACCGACCAUUCUCCUUCGCUGCAGACAGCCGGAGGACGCGGUGGCUGGGACAGAGCAGGAUCUCAUCAGUGGGGUUGCUGUGCCGACAGUAUGGCGACCUGCCCCCCCUCACCCUAGAAACCAUCAAAGACCGYGUCUUGUAUGUACUGAAACUCUACGACAAGAUCAACCCAGAAAAGCUUCAGGUAACCUCCCAUUUCAUGAAAGAUUUGGGAUUGGACAGCUUGGACCAGGUGGAGAUCAUAAUGGCCAUGGAAGACGAGUUUGGCUUUGAGAUCCCAGAUGCCGAAGCGGAGAAGCUCAUGACUCCUGAGGAGAUUGUACAGUACAUUGCAGACAAGAAGGAUGUUUAUGAAUAAUAGUUCAAAGAAGGUGCCCACCCCAUGGGAAGUACUUACGAAGCAGAUCGGCGCCACUUUUUUUUUUUUUUUCCACUUAAACAUCCCCGCCCUCAUCAAGCUCUUCGGUCCAUCGUCGCAACGUCUGCAAUCGCCUGCAAUCGCCUGCCGUGUCUUGUGUUUCACUGUAUUUAAAACGAACAUGUGCUCGGGAGCUCGGAUGUYAAGAAGCUGUAUUAAAUGAGGAUCCAUCACAGCUCUGAGUUUUAUUUUACUUCAGGUUCCAGCCUGUCAAAUUGAUGUAUAAUUUUCUCAUGAAUAGAUCAAUAAAGGCAGGAUUGUUUGGUUCUGUAAA